Molecule: messenger RNA, 3471 nt
Organism: Peromyscus leucopus (white-footed mouse)
Lineage: Eukaryota; Metazoa; Chordata; Mammalia; Rodentia; Cricetidae
Gene: Nkx2-3
Product: NK2 homeobox 3
Exons: 2
Coding region: 1572-2657 (361 amino acids)
Biological process (GO): cell differentiation; regulation of transcription by RNA polymerase II
Cellular component (GO): nucleus
Molecular function (GO): RNA polymerase II cis-regulatory region sequence-specific DNA binding; DNA-binding transcription factor activity, RNA polymerase II-specific
Source: RefSeq, a predicted model, not a curated record
CUGGUGAGGAACCCCACCGCGAAACCAGAGCCGCUCCUUGUUUGUUAUUUCCGAGGCGUGCUGCCCACGCGUUUUGCUGUUAUCCUCACAACGGUGGCCGCUGCUAUUCAGAGGGCUAAGCUUAUAGGCAGGUGAAUGCCAGAAGGUGAUCCCCACCAGGCAGUUUCCAGAGUCUCUGAGACUACAUAGAUUCUCCCCGCGGAAUGCAACCACCAUCUCAGAAAGAGGGCUAGAAAGCCGUCAAGAAACAAGGCGGGUCUGAACGUUGAGGCCUAUACUCAGGCUCAGGCCACAGCUGGGUUACGUCCCUUCUGAGACCAGACCCUGCUCUCCCCAUCCCUGCUCUCAUAAAGCCACCCAGUGUGUGCGGUGGUACUCCAGCCAGGUCAGAAUCAACGCGGACUCAGCAAGCACUGUUCUGAACUCUGACGCAGAAAAAACGACAGUCACGCGUUCUGGGCCCUUAGCAUCCCUAGACCUGCACUAUGCUUUCCGGCUGGUUAGCCUGAUUAUCUACAGCAAUUACCCUAGAAGAGGGAAUUCGGUGCCUUUAUGUAGACGAGGAAACCGAGGAGACCAAAUAUCGGCUCAGGCCAAGAUUCGAAGCAAGAGCCGCUGGACACAAGGGAGAACUCCAUCAUCUUGUCUGCAAGGGCCGCAAGGGCAAAUACGACCAGGACCCUGCCCUCAGGGACUCACAGUCUAACUUGACAAUCGGGAGGACACAUACAGCCAUAGCACUAGGUGGGGAGGGUGACAAGUGUCAUUACUAACGGAGCAAGUUCUGAGGAAGAGCACUUCCGGGCUAGGCGAUCUGGCCGCGCUUGCUUGGAGGACGUGGUGUUUGAGCAGAGCCUCUCGGAGAACAGCCGUGCACUCGUGGAAAUGAGGGCGGAAAAGGCACUCCACGUGGUGAGAACAGCUAGAGCAAGGACGAGGUGGAAUUUGACACGUCGCUCAUAUUCCCACAGACACAGCAUUCGUCUCCUGAGGAAUCCGUCGUCCGGUAUUUACUGGCCAGGAACUUUUCCUGCCCCGAAGCAGCUGGAAUCUGUGUCAUCCUUCUAGGACCUUGUUGGCUCAUGGACAGUGAGCCUCUCAGAACUGCCCCUGGUCGGGCGGGUGCGGCUAGGUGGGGCGGGAAUCGGUGAUUCGGACACCCGGUCCAAUGCAGCCUCUCCCACAGCGACUUGGACCUCAAGACCCAUUCUAGUCCCUAUUUCUGGUAGCGCAGCAACAUCCCCCAGGGGUGGACGCGGAGGGCGUGGCCCGCCUACGCCAGAACCAAUUAGGAAGGAGGCCAGGAUGCCGACCCCGCCCCUCGACGUGACGCAAGGCCCCGGGACAGAGGCUUCACAGCCCCGGCCCCAGUCCUUGCAGUGGCUGUAACAAAACCCAGACCCCCAGGUCCCGGCCAAUGGAGGCGAUUUAGACUGGAGAAGGACCGCGUCUGUCAAAAGCUCCACUCCGCAGCACCGCGGAGUCCAGAGGAAGAGCUGGAGCCGCCGCACUGCCUCCCCGCCCCCGCCGGGAUUUAUUGAGUAUUUGGACUGGACAAUUAAGUGGCCCUGAUGAUGUUACCAAGCCCGGUCACCUCCACCCCUUUCUCAGUCAAAGACAUUUUGAAUCUGGAGCAGCAGCAGCACUUCCACGGAGCUCACUUGCAGGCGGAGUUGGAGCAGCACUUUCACUCGGCUCCCUGCAUGCUGGCGGCGGCCGAAGGGACACAAUUUUCCGACGCGGGGGAGGAGGACGAGGAAGAAGAAGGAGAGAAACUGUCCUAUUUGAACUCACUAGCUGCUGCCGAGGGCCACGGAGAUUCAGGUCUCUGUCCGCAGAGCUAUGUCCACACAGUCCUUCGAGACUCCUGCAGCAGGCCCAAGGACCAAGAAGAGGAGGUUGUGAGAGAACGGAGUCAAAAAAGCUGCCAGCUGAAGAAGUCUCUAGAAGCGACGGGGGACUGUAAGGCGAGCGAGGACGGCGAGAGGCCGAAGCCGCGCAGCCGCCGGAAGCCGCGGGUGCUCUUCUCGCAAGCUCAAGUCUUCGAGCUGGAGCGCAGGUUCAAGCAGCAGCGGUACCUGUCGGCGCCCGAGCGCGAGCACCUCGCCAGCAGCCUGAAGCUCACGUCCACGCAGGUGAAAAUCUGGUUCCAGAAUCGCAGGUACAAGUGCAAGAGACAGCGGCAGGACAAGUCCCUGGAGCUGGGGACGCACGCGCCGCCGCCGCCACCUCGCCGCGUGGCGGUGCCGGUGCUGGUGCGGGACGGCAAGCCGUGCGUCACGCCCAGCGCGCAGGCCUAUGGCUCGCCCUACAGCGUGGGCGCCGGCGCCUAUUCCUACAACAGCUUCCCCGCCUACGGCUACGGGAACUCGGCCGCCGCCGCCGCAGCGGCUGCUGCAGCAGCAGCCGCGGCCGCGGCCUACAGCGGGAGCUACGGCUGCGCCUACCCGACAGGCGGCGGCGGCGGCGGCGGCGGGGCCUCCGCAGCGACCACCGCCAUGCAGCCCGCCUGCAGCGCCACCGGCGGCGGAUCCUUUGUGAACGUGAGCAACCUGGGAGGCUUUGGCAGCGGCGGCGGCGCUCAACCCUUGCACCAGGGUGCCGCAGCGGGGGCCGCGUGUGCACAGGGGACCUUGCAGGGCAUCAGGGCUUGGUAAGGACCGGGCCGGACACGCAGCGGGCGUCCUACCGCAGGUUGGCGCCGCGGGAAUGAGACACGAGAAAGGCCAGGCCCAAGGGCCAGGUCCCCUCGUUAAAAUAAAAUACAGACGUAACGCUCCCCAAGGGGCCAGGGUCACCGGGCACUCUAGGCCUGGGGCUCAGCGGAGAAACGGAUGCCCUGGUCCAGUCGUCAAGACUGUCUGAGACAGAAACGCGGGCCAGGUGCCAGGGAAGAGGUUGGCCCCCACCCUGGCUCUGCGGGGAGUGCGGGAGGCUGGGACUCCGGCUGUCGCUUGCUCUCAGGAGGAGGGCUUUUCUCCUUCGGCCUUCCCUUGGUCUUCGCGAGGUAUGGUCGGGGAACCGGACCAAACAAACAGUGGGAAAAAAAGAGAAGAAAGAAAGAAGAAAAGAAAAGAAAAAUAGCUGGGGAGAGAGCGUAAAGGAGAGAAAAAUAGGCUUGAGUAAUUCCACCGAUCCGCAGCCCCGUUUUCUAGCCUGGAGCGCCACAGCACAGUGGAUUUUCGUUUACCCACUGCCUCUCUUCGGAGACAGACUCCGCCAGGAGAUCUGGAUUGUCAGGGGACUCUUCUUGGACACCACCAUCCCAGUGAGAUCGAAAGCUGGGGGAAGGGAGGCAGCUGAGCAAAUCCAAGACCUGGCGGCCCGGCUUAGGUGUCCCAGGUUGGUUUCCUUUCUGUUUUAUAUUCUGUAUUCAGCACAUUAUCUCUCUAUAUAACUAUACCCACACGCCGUGUACACACCGCUGUCAUACACUACAGGAGUCAAUAAAAAAGGUGCAAUAUUUCUGAA